GCAGUCCCGGAAGCGACCGGGGGAAGCUGCUCCGCGCGCGCUGCUGGAGGAAGCGCCACCGGGUCCGCUCCGCUCUGGGUCCGGCUGGGCCAUGGAGUCGAUGUCUGAGCUCGCGCCCCGCUGCCUCCUGCUUCCCUUGCUGCUGCUGUCGUUGCUGCUCCUGCCCGCCCCGAGGCUGGGCCCGACCCGUGCCCGGGCGGAGGACACCGACUGGGUGCGAUUGCCCAGCAAAUGCGAAGUGUGCAAGUAUGUUGCAGUGGAGCUUAAGUCAGCUUUUGAAGAAACCGGGAAGACCAAGGAAGUGAUCGACACAGGCUAUGGCAUUCUGGAUCGGAAGGCCUCCGGAGUCAAGUACACCAAGUCGGACUUACGGUUAAUUGAAGUCACUGAGACCAUUUGCAAGAGGCUUCUGGACUACAGCCUGCACAAGGAGAGGACUGGCAGCAACCGGUUUGCCAAGGGCAUGUCAGAGACCUUUGAGACGCUGCACAACCUAGUCCACAAAGGGGUCAAGGUGGUGAUGGACAUCCCCUAUGAACUGUGGAAUGAGACCUCUGCAGAGGUAGCCGACCUCAAGAAGCAGUGUGACGUGCUGGUGGAGGAGUUUGAAGAGGUGAUUGAGGACUGGUACAGGAACCACCAGGAGGAAGACCUGACUGAAUUCCUCUGUGCCAACCACGUGCUGAAGGGCAAGGAUACCAGUUGCCUGGCAGAGCGGUGGUCUGGCAAGAAGGGGGACAUUGCCUCUCUAGGAGGGAAGAAAUCCAAGAAGAAGCGUGGUAGGGUCAAGGGCUCCAGCAGCGGCAGCAAGCAGCGGAAGGAGCUGGCGAGUCUGGAGGGGGAUGCCAGCCCUGAGGAAGAGGAGGGUGUGCAAAAGGCCUCCCCCCUCCCACACAGCCCUCCUGAUGAACUGUGAGCCCAACUUAGUGUCCUUGAAUCAAGAUCCCAACUCAAGAGCAUGGGACGUGGCUCCAGCGAGAUGGCUGUUGUUCAGCUUCCGGUCUCCUACCUUGGCUGUGCCCUCUUCCUGCCCUUGAGCAACAGCAAGAAGUGGACUGAUCUGGGGGUGGGAGAGGAGGAGGGUGUGCAGAAGGCAGCUCUCUUGCUACGCAGCCCCCAUCACGAGCUCCGGGUCCAACCCAGCAUCCCCAAACUGAGACCCCUGACCUUGAAGCUGAAGAGCAUGAGACACAGAAGACUCCUCCAGCUUGCCUGUAGCUUCUUCAGCAGGAUGGACACAGCCCUCGUCAGGACUUAGUGCCAUGUGGCAGCCAGACCCGCGUCUUGCUCCACCACAUGUUCUCUUCUGCUGGGUCCCUGGUCAGGUCAUGAGUUUCCGAACUUCUAGGAUGAACUCAGCCCAGUGUGGCACAAGGGGCUGAGGACCAGAGCUGGAGUCACUGCAGAGCCAGCAGAGAGGGCACCUCACCUGACCCCAUGGGGAAGCAAAACUGCAGCCACAGCCGCUCCCCACCUCCACCCACUCAUGAGGACAACUUGUGCUCUGCCCAGUCCUCCUCCCCAGGGCUACCAGAGUAAACACCUUUCGGCCUUUUGGUUCCGGUUCCUGGGUC
This is a messenger RNA of Cricetulus griseus (Chinese hamster), 1574 nucleotides long. The record is from RefSeq and is a predicted model, not a curated record. NCBI's taxonomy places the organism in Eukaryota, Metazoa, Chordata, Mammalia, Rodentia, Cricetidae.